Pantherophis guttatus is the source of this 7215-nucleotide messenger RNA. RefSeq names its product acid sensing ion channel subunit 1 (gene ASIC1). The record is from RefSeq and is a predicted model, not a curated record. Gene Ontology annotation, cellular component: plasma membrane. Gene Ontology annotation, molecular function: ligand-gated sodium channel activity; pH-gated monoatomic ion channel activity. NCBI's taxonomy places the organism in Eukaryota, Metazoa, Chordata, Lepidosauria, Squamata, Colubridae. Gene Ontology annotation, biological process: sodium ion transmembrane transport.
CCUUCCCUCAGCAUCUCCCCUCCCAGCCCAACACAGAAACCAAGGAAGCCGAUGAAUUAUUAAACAGGCCCUGUCCAAGGCGCCUGGGUCAGACUUCUGUGCUGCUGUAGGCUGUACGCUAAUACCCAGGCUGGUCUUCUAGAAUUUGACUGGGAACGGCUACUCAGCCCAGCACAGCCACGGAUUCCCAACUUUGGAGCAGAAGGUCAGAGAACUGAAGCUUUCCGAGAUCUUUGCUUCCAUGUGUUGGAUCUGGAGGGGUUUGGGAAGAGUUUGAGACUCCACAAAGCUGCCUUGGAGUAGAUGGUCAUCAGCUCCUCCUGCCACUCCUUGCAGCAGGCCACCUUCCAAAUUCUCUGUUUUGGAUCCGUCUUAUUUUCUUGGUUGGCAUCGUAAUUCCAGCCUCGUUUCUUCUUUUUAUUCCUUUCUCCUGUUCCUUCUCCCUGUUUCUUUCAUCCAAUCUGAGCCCUUUUCUCGCCUCCUUCUGGCAUCUCCCAAACUUACUUCAGCCACUUUCUGUUCCUUCCCUUUCCCUAAUGAUUCACUUCUGACCUCCAGCACUAAAAAAUCCUGGGGGAGUCCUGUUAAUGGCCAGCCAGGGAGGGGGCUACCGGAAGAAACCUGGCAAGAAAGGACAGAAUGCCGAUCCAGAUAUUCUGCACCAUCUCCUUCUCCUCCAGCAAAGAGAAACACACCAUCAAGAGCCCUGCUGAAAGUAAUCACGACAAAUCUCUUUAUGACCAGCACAAUCCAGAAGAUUCAGAGAAGGACUCCAAAGAGGAAGAAGAACUAGGGGAGAAAGAUGAAGGAACAACCCCAAAUCUGGCAGCCUUUGCCAACAGCUGCACCUUGCAUGGUGCCAACCAUAUCUUUAUAGGGAAUGGAUUUGGAAUCCGCCAGAUCCUCUGGGCAGGUGUGUUCCUGAUCUCUCUGUCCAUUUUCUUAUCCCAGGUAACUGGGCGAAUUUUUUACUAUCUGGAAUAUCAUCAUAUCACACAGCUGGAUGAGCAGGAGAGUCCACAGCUGGCUUUCCCUGCUGUUACUUUCUGCAAUACCAAUCGGAUCCGAGUGUCUCAGCUCACCUACGAUUACUUGUCUUAUAUUUCACCGCUUUUGGGCUAUGAUGUGGGCACCUACCUGGAAGCAGGCUUCCCACUGGCUACACCUAGCUUUGAAGCACCCGAGGAGCCCCUCAAUCUGCUUAACUUUUAUGACCGCAGCAGCCAUCAGCUGGAGGACAUGAUGCUGACUUGUAGAUAUCGUGGGGAAAUUUGCAGGCCUGAAGACUUUACUAUGGUUUUCACCCGCUACGGAAAGUGCUACACCUUCAAUUCUGGCCAGUCUGACAAGCCACCCCUCAUUACCAUGAAAGGGGGCACCGGCAAUGGCUUGGAGAUCAUGCUGGACAUUCAACAGGAUGAAUACCUUCCGGUCUGGGGAGAGACAGAUGAGACAUCCUUUGAAGCUGGGAUUAAAGUGCAGAUCCACAGCCAGGAUGAGCCACCCUUCAUUGACCAGCUGGGAUUUGGAGUGGCACCUGGCUUCCAAACGUUUGUGUCCUGCCAAGAGCAGCGGCUUAUCUACCUUCCUCCACCUUGGGGUGACUGCAAGUCAGUGACAGUGGAGUCUGAAUUCUAUGACACCUAUAGCAUCACUGCUUGCCGCAUAGAUUGUGAAACCCGCUACUUGGUGGAGAACUGCAACUGUCGUAUGGUGCAUAUGCCUGGUGAUGCUCCGUACUGCACCCCUGAACAGUACAAAGAAUGUGCAGAUCCAGCCCUUGACUUCUUGGUGGAGCGAGACAAUGAUUAUUGUGUAUGUGAGAUGCCUUGCAAUGUCACACGCUACGGUAAAGAGCUGUCCAUGGUGAAGAUCCCCAGCAAGGCCUCAGCCAAGUACUUGGCCAAGAAAUACAACAAGAGUGAACAGUACAUUGGGGAGAACAUCCUCGUUCUGGACAUUUUCUUUGAGGCUUUGAACUAUGAAACCAUUGAGCAGAAGAAAGCAUAUGAAGUAGCUGGACUGCUGGGUGACAUUGGGGGACAGAUGGGACUGUUUAUUGGGGCCAGUUUACUGACUGUGCUUGAGCUUUUUGACUAUGCCUAUGAGGUUAUUAAGUUCCACCUCUGUCGCCGUGACAAGUGUGAGAAGAAACACAAAGGGAACAACAGUGACAAGGGUGUUGCCCUGAGCCUGGAUGAUGUGAAGCGCCAUAAUCCAUGUGAGAAUAUCCGAGGCCAUCCAGCAGGCAUGACAUACGCAGCCAACAUCCUACCUCACCACCCAGCCCGAGGAACUUUUGAGGAUUUUACCUGUUAACUGACAACUGGAUGUACAACUAACACUACCAAAGGGAAGGGGCCAUGCUGAGCAGCUUUGGCCCAGCCCAGCCCGUGGACCUGCCAACCUUUUGCAGGGCCUCUAUCUCAGACUACUGGGGAGGCAGCAGAAUCCAGCCUCUCCUCAUCCAUCCGCCCCAGGCCAAUGCAGCGAUACGCACAUGGAGCCAGCUGGACAGAGGUGAGGCUCAGCUGCCAGAUCCACUCCAGUUUCUGCUCAUUCCAAUGACGCCCUUGAACUUUAAACGUAACGGAAGUGCUGCUGGAAGAAACCCCCCCGCAGUAUCCAAUGGAGGUGAGGGCACAGCCUUCUCCGGUCCACAAACACUGAAGUCUUAACUGUGUGUCUCUCCUUCUGUAUCUGUCAUGCUCCCUAACCACAGCAAGCCUUGUGUGGCGGUGGUCAUUGUGUGCAAAGCCCUCUCUCUCUCUCUCUCUCUCUCUUUUAUUCCGAAUGCCAAGAAGAACCUACAGGAACAGAUAGACCCAGACUGUUUCUGUGGCAUUCUGUUUGUAGAGGCUACUUAUCUAUCAAAAGGAAGUGCUGCUUCAGUUCUCUUCCCUUCUCCCUUCUAACUGUGCACUGUGGGGAGGCCAACAGUCAUAGCCUUCACUGGAGCAAGACUGCAACUGAACUGAGAGAGCCACUUCCAUAGAAUGUGCCGUCAUCUGCUCAUCUCAUCCAACUGGCAGCUUCUCAUUUGACCUGGCCUGGACUCUGCUCUUCUUUGAGCCCUUGCCUAUUCCAUCCAUCAUCCCAGUCCUCCCAUGAGAAAGGCAGGUAGCAAAGCUGUUCCAAAGGUUACAACGUUCGCAUGAUGAGCUGCCUGGGCCCCUUCUGUGCAUGUUAUUAGGAAAGAUGUGACAAUUCUUAAGUAGUGAGGUUCAGAGACAAGUCUGCCAUUUCGCAGGAAUUCUCCAUAAUGUACAAAAGAGAUUGUUUCCAAAGAAGUCAUGGUUCAGGGUCUGUAGCUGCUAAUAGGAGAAGAAAGCAAUGCACCUGUCUCUUGAUUUGAGCUUCCUUCUUUAUUUCCCAUGGUACCAGGGCAACAUCUAGGGUAUUCCUUGCAGGCAGAAAUAACGUGCCAACAUUACUUUGGCUGGCAGAAGCUUAGCGCUCGCUUUAGCAAGAAAAAACAGAAGGGACUUUUAGGGCAAUGAUAAGAGUAGCUUGUUUUAGUACACUGUGGAAACGACGUUGUCCUUUAGUUUUUAAGGGCAGAAACAGUCCCUUAUCACCGUCAGCCAAGAUUUCGUAGGUAAGGAUUAAGACGCCACUCUGAGACAUACACAGAGGGUCUCCAAACAAAAUGCAUACAAAUGAUGCAAGGCAUUUCUUUAUUAUGCAUCAUCAGCAUACCGGCAAAAUAAAAGAACAGUUAUGGGAAGAUGUUUCUCUGGAAUAUAUUUUCAAGUCAGACUCCCUGUUUUCUCCUAAAGAAACUUCAAAGUCCUAUUUUAUAACACUCACUAUUACAACCCAGCCACAGUCAACUAGUUAGUGUUUCAGCCAUUUAGCCCUGUUACCUUCAAGCCAAGAUGAAUGGUUUGCAUUGGGAAGGAGCAUUUGCAGGCUGGGAAUGAUGGUGGGCAUUCCAGUAAAGCCAUGGGUCAGGGAGGGUGGCAUGAGUUCCCUUUUUUGUAGCAAUUGCUUUUGUCUUAAGUCUCCUAUACAACCUGUCCAUAGUGCCUGAUACUUCUCCACCUGAGAAAGGCAGAGCAGAAUGGAGGUUUGAUUUCCCCCCCCCCCCCCCCCAAUUCCCGAAUAGCCACCAUUUCAAUCCAUAUUAAGAAGAGCCUGGAUGUGUGGUCCUGUGAUGGUAGGCCACACAGCCUACUCAAGAGACUGACAUCACCAUCAGUGAAGGGUUGUCUAACAUUUGCUUCUCCAAAAAUGAACUGACAUGACCUUGUCUUGUAAGUGUUCCACUUACUGUAUUCCAAGCCAUCCUGGUGAAAAGCCUUUUGGAAUUUUAUAAUAGGCUAUAGUUUGAUAAGAAUGAGAAUCAGAAACAGCAGUGUCUUCCUCACCGUAACCUUUAAAAUUUGCUUCUGGUAGCGAUGUGGUUAAUAUACUUUUUUCUCCACUGUUAAUUCAGCCACUCUCCAAGGAGCCCAAAUCAACAGAGCUGUCCAAACUGUGAUAAACACCCACUGGAAUCCGGACAGGCUAAGUUUGGGGAGAAAUCUUUUUUUUAAAAAAAUCAGAAAAGCCUGGAUUAUCUGGGAUCAUCUGUACUGAUGUACUGAUGCAUGUUCAGCCUUGCUAAGUAGCAGGAGAUAAGGUCUACACUUUCUCUGUGCUUCAUGAGCUUACAAGUAUAAAGAGAAAUGGGAAACAAAUGACCUUUUGAUUACAUUAAGGGAAUUAAUGCCAAGAACCGAGGAAGAAAUAAGCUUCUGUGUAUCUCGAGGUGUCCAUUCACAACACCAAAGGAUUUUGAUGGCGCUUGGACUUCCCACCCUCUCUGCCAUAUAAACAAACUGUAUUUAAACUGCCUCUAAGACUCAAAGCUGCCAGAUGGGGAGAAACCCAUGGAUACUGGGUUCCCCCCCUCCCCCACUUUUAGAGGAACUCAUCCCCCUUUCAGCCUGGGUCACACACAUGGCAUCUAGUGCCUGCCCUAGUCUUUGGCACAUCCAGUCUCCUUUUCUUAAUAUUAUUAACUUAGACCUGCUUCAUGUGCAGCACCCAGGGCCAAAGUUCUCCUUAUCUUUAAGAGCUUUUGCAAUACAAUUGCUCUUUUUUUAAGCUUUAUUUUACUUGGAUCCUGAUCAUUCCAGAAUUGAAUGUAUUUGUUCAUUGGGUGGGCUGUUGUGUAACAGAUUUCCCAAAGAUAUUAUAAUCUGCCACGGCCAAUUUUUUCCCCACAAAAUUUUUUAAAGUGUUCUUUGCCCAAAAGCAUUUUGUUUAUUCUGCGGUUUUUACUGGCGUCAUUGUAUUUUACUGCUUGAAAACUUUUGAAGAUAGGGCUUACAUUUUGACCUUCUGUCUCCAUUUGUCUAUCCAUUUUUACUAUUUCAUGCUCAUGUUAUAUUUCUUAUAUAUAAAAUAUGAUUACAGUAUAUACAUAUAUAUAUAUACACACAGACACACAGACACAUGUGUAUAUGUAUAUAUAAAUACAUAUGCACACUCAAACACAUACCUGCACAUAUAUGUCAUGUCUAUGUAUAUAUUCAUUCAGUAGCAUCAAAAGCCUUGAUAUUGUGCCAUUAUAACUUUUUUCCAAACUACCAAUCUCUGAAUGCCUUCAAAUGUAUAAAAUGUUGAAUUCUCUCUGGUAUAUGUACUAUGUACACAUUUUCAUAGGAAGCACAACAAGAAGAAAAACGCAUUGUAUAUCAAAACUUGCUCCUCUAACAAUGAUAUAAAGGACAAAACCAACCCCUGGAGACUCAGCCUUUUCCUCUUUCACUUUUCUGCAAUUUUUCUUUUUCUUUCUCUCUCUCUUUCUCUCUCUUUUUUUCUUCGUGUUUUGAUAUCUUCCAACAUAGGAACAUCUAGAAGAGAGAUGCAAGAUGGCCCCAGCAACUGUGCAAUCAAAUCCCUAUCCCUUUUUUGUGUACCACAUACAACGUAACUAAAAGAGGCAGGGCUCUCUCUGAUUGUACAGAGUUGUGGCUGACAUUGUGACUUCUGCAUCCCAGCAGAUAACUCUGCUGUGACAGCACUCUACUAAUUUAAGGUGGUGAGAUCAACAAGCAUCAACAAGCAAAACCAAAAAAUAAUAGCAGUUUUUUAAAGGCAACAAUUUUGGUCAAAAUAUGUAAUGCUGAAACUCUCCAGCAACAAAGCAGAAUAGCCUUCAUUCAAAUGGUACUAGGUAAGUUUUUCAAAAAAACCUUUGAUUAGUUUAUGUACCAUGCUCAAACUACUUUAACCAUGUUUACUGAAUACAUCAAGAUUCAAGCAACACAGACAUUAAUCAUAUUUUAUAAGCCAGAAACCAUAAUGGCUGCUCUCACAAAAUGUAAAGCACAAUAUUGCUUAGUGUAAUGUAGGAACAUUGUCUCUCACUAUGUGUAUUUGUAUGUGUGUGGAUGCGUGAACAGAUUUCAGCGUAUAAUAUGUGGAAUUACUUUAGAUACAUCUGAACAAUGUCACCUCCAUCUAUAUAUGUUGUCGUUCAGAACAAAAGAGUUAUUUGGAAUGCUUGGUCACCCAUUACUAUUUUAACUUUGGAGUCCUUGCUCACAGAAUUACAAACACAUAAACUGCAAAGCUGCACUGUAGAUGCAUUGAGCUGGUUUCCUUUUUAUAACUAUCAUCAUCUUAGAGAAGAUGGCAGAAUAUUUUUUUUAAAAAGAACCACAGAUAUAUUUAGGAAAACAUCUGUCAUUUUUAAAGAACAGUUGUACAAGUCAUCAGCAAAACCUCUGAAACACAAACUAACCAUCACAUUUUAAGCUUAAAUGUGUUAGGCAAAUCCAAGCCAAGUCAUUAAUUUAUCAUUCAUGAGGUCAUGUUAUUCGGAAAACCACAUUAAGUAAGUUAUGAUAACUUUAUGUAUGUCCUGUGCAUAUAACCAUAGGGCUACAUAUUAGUAAUACCAAUACCGAUUAAUACCAAUAUAUGGGAACUUGAAUGGAAGGAGAUCAUUUCACCCACAUCUUGGAACACUUCAUGGUAUCAUCUGGUCAUUGUGGAAAACAAAAUGCUGUCCUGGAAUAAAUCUGAUUCAACAUAGAAUUUGUUAUGUACCCUGUCGUUUUGGAAGUUGAUGCUAAUGUCAUCCUUUUAGGAGACAGCUGUAUUUUUUUAUGACUAAAUGUCACUACAGUACUGUAAGUGGAAUAUUUGUAUGUUGCUGGCAUAGCACACAUCUGCAUAAAAAUCACAUUUAGACUGCCCAGUAGUGGCAAUCACCAUUUA